AUGGAGCCUGUCACGCUAUGCUUUGUCGAGGGCCGUCCACAACACUCGACCCAGCGGGAAAAAGAAUUGACUAACGCGACAAUCCGGGCACACAAUGCUAAAGUCGCUCACGCGAAACGAAGCAAGAACACGACAACGACGAAUGUAAUCGAACGACAGCCAGCCUCGACGAAGCCGUUGGUCACUCGGUUUCGUGUAGUUCCUCCAUCUUUGGGGCGUGAUCGGGGCCGCCAGCCAGUGGACGAGGAGGAGGAAGCCCUGAAGCGGGCUCAAGGUGUUGUCCAUGCGCAACGGAGAGGCCACUUUCAGAGCAAGCGGUGGCUCUAUGCCAUGCUACACCGACAAUGGAUGGAUGCCAUAUGGACCCCAUUCUCGGGGAAUGUACCAAAGCACAUUGCCAUAUACCAGCAAAUGAUCGUACCCACGAUCCAGCUCGCGUUCGAAGUAUUCCACGUCCGUAACACUCAUAACUACGAAUUCCUGCUGUGGAUGACCCGGCCCACGACGUCAGGCUAUCACGCCGGGGCGGCUGGUCUGCAGCUCCUCUACGACCAGCAAGUCUCGCCCGGCUGUGGCCAGACGCGGCAGUGCCUCUCCCACAAGGUCCAAGCGUCGGCGAUUUUGAGGGAGUCGUUAUCACAAUCCCCAACGAGAGUGCCUGAUGAUGAGUUACUGGUUAUCUUGUCCUUGGCCACGGUAGAGCGAACAGUGGAUAUGGAGGUUCACCAGUAUCACCUCGAGACGCUGUCGAAGAUCAUCACUGCGCAAGGAGGCAUGCACUUGGUAGCGGACCACCCGCAGUGCACGAUUCUGCAGUUCGACGCGUGGUGGAGUCUGUCGACAGGCCUGCGGUAUUUUUCCUCGCCGCUAGCUCUCCCCCAGCCUGAAGCCGAUCCGGAGAUCGUGUCGACGCAAUUUCGGCACCAAAUCCAGGACGUCCCCGUGGGCUUCCACCCGUUCAUCCUGGCGGGAAAAUGGGCCACCAGCACGGUCGACAUCCUCGCCCGGCUCGCUUACGUCUACCGCAGGGGAGGCAAGCUGGAGAGAGAUGAGACUGGGAGACUCAUCGGCGGCGGUGGACUCCCCAACACCGCCUACCCGGUGUGGCGCACGUUCCAAGAAGCCUGCCCGGCCUUGGACGCACCAGGGAACCCCCCUGAGAAGUUACUGGCUCUCGCCAUGGUCUUGUACUGCGGGAUCGGGUUCGACUCGGCGCCCGUGUCGAGCAACGGCGGGCUGGCGUCACGCGGCGCAUUGACCAAGAUCUUCACCACAAUGGAUGACGAACUGUCACACGAGUCGUCGUCGUCGUCAACAGAGGACGAAAAUGAAGACGAAGAGCGUUUCCUCUUCUGGGUCUGGAUGGUCACCAUCUGCGCCUGGCACAACGCCGCGAACAGCGGCUUCCUACCGCCGGGGAUCGAUCUGCUCCACAGGCUGCGCCGGCGGUUUGUGUCGGUCAAGGACUGGGGCGGCGCCAGGGAUAUCCUCGACGCGUUUUUCUGGAACGACAAGCUCAGCGAGUUGUGCAGGAUCAGGUUUGAUACUGCGGUGGAGGGAACUAUGUAG
Molecule: messenger RNA, 1569 nt
Organism: Fonsecaea erecta
Lineage: Eukaryota; Fungi; Ascomycota; Eurotiomycetes; Chaetothyriales; Herpotrichiellaceae
Exons: 4
Coding region: 1-1569 (522 amino acids)
Source: RefSeq, a predicted model, not a curated record